Molecule: messenger RNA, 1644 nt
Organism: Dictyostelium discoideum AX4
Lineage: Eukaryota; Evosea; Eumycetozoa; Dictyosteliales; Dictyosteliaceae
Gene: adhfe1
Product: iron-containing alcohol dehydrogenase
Exons: 1
Coding region: 1-1644 (547 amino acids)
Cellular component (GO): mitochondrion
Molecular function (GO): hydroxyacid-oxoacid transhydrogenase activity; oxidoreductase activity; metal ion binding
Source: RefSeq, a predicted model, not a curated record
AUGACCAUAAUAAUAACUAAAAUAGCAGAUAAAAUUAUUAAAUCAAAUCGUGUAAAAAAUACCUUACAAGAUAUACAUAUUCAUUCAUCGAACUGUGGCUGUCAUGGAUCAUUUAAAUCAAAUUCAGUAAUGAAUCAAACUUUUUCAUCAUUUUCAUCAUUAACAACUGAAAAGAAUGAACAACAACAACAACAACUUUUUAAACAAUUUUCAAAUUCUAAACCAAUUCCAAUGGGUAGAAAAGUUGAAUUAGAUACAAGUAAAGUUAUAGAUAGUGUUUAUUUUGGUAAUACAGAAAAUAAUAAUUAUAGAACAAAUAAAGGAAAUACAGAUUAUGCAUUUGAAGCAAGUGCAAAUAACAUAAGAUUUGGUUCAGGUGUAACAUAUGAAGUUGGAUAUGACCUUUUGGAUAUGAAUUGUAGAAAUGUAAUUGUUUUCACUGAUAAUAAUUUAUUGAAGUUGGUAGAUACUGAUAAAGAAAGUGCAGUUGCAAAAUGUUUAUACUCUUUAGAAAAAUGUGGAAUAAAAUAUACUAUAUACAGUGACGUUUCAAUUGAACCAACCGAUACAUCAUUUAAAGAUGCAAUUUCAGUAAUGGGUAAAGGUAGAUACGAUGGUGUUGUUGCUGUUGGUGGUGGAUCAGUAAUGGAUACUGCCAAAGCUGCAAAUCUUUAUAAUAGUUAUCCACCUGCUGAUAAUGAUUUUUUAGCAUACAUUAAUCCACCAAUUGGAAAAGGCUUACUUGUUCCAGGUCCAUUAAAAAGACCAUUGAUUGCUAUUCCCACCACAUGUGGUACUGCUUCUGAAACAACCGGUGUUUGUAUAUUGGAUAUUAAAUUGGGUGAUGGUUUAUCUGCAAAAACUGGUAUUGCAAGUCGUCAUUUAAAACCAAUAUUGGGUUUAGUAGAUCCUGAUAACUUGUUAACAUUGCCAUCCAAUGUUGCAAUUUCAUCUGGUUUCGAUCAAUUGUGUCAUGCAUUAGAAUCGUUUACUGCAAUUCCAUUCAAUCAAAGAUCACCACGUCCUCUUGCUCCAAAUCAAAGACCAUCGUAUCAAGGCGCAAAUCCAGUUUCUGAUGUAUGGUCAUUAAGAUCUUUGGAAAUGCUUUGUAAGAAUAUUCAUAGAUUUGUAUUGAAUCCAAAUGAUGACUAUGCUCGUUCUCAAAUGAUGUUGGCUGCUUCAUAUGCCGGACUUGGCUUUGGAAAUUCAGGAGUUCAUGCUUGCCAUGGUAUGAGUUAUAGUAUAAGUUCAAUGGUUAAAGAUUAUAAACCUGAAGGUUAUUAUGGUUUAAAAAAAAAUUUAAUCCCUCAUGGACAAUCUGUUAUUCUUUCAGCACCUGCAGUCUUUAAAUUUACAGCUCCUUCUAAUCCUGAACGUCAUUUACUAUUAGCAAAGAUAAUGGGUGCUGAUAUCUCAAAUGCUUCUGAAUCGGAUGCAGGUGUAUUAUUAUCCAAUCAAAUAGUAAAACUCAUGAAGUUAUUAAACGUCCCAAAUGGUUUACAAGCAUUGGGUUAUAAAGAAUCUGACAUUGAUAGUCUUGUAAAAGGAACACUUCCUCAACAUAGAGUUACAAAAUUAAUGCCAAAGCAAGCUACAUAUGAUGAUCUUUAUAAAUUAUUUAAAGAUUCUAUGACAAUUUAUUAA